Molecule: messenger RNA, 6440 nt
Organism: Micropterus dolomieu (smallmouth bass)
Lineage: Eukaryota; Metazoa; Chordata; Actinopteri; Centrarchiformes; Centrarchidae
Gene: rgs12a
Product: regulator of G protein signaling 12a
Exons: 18
Coding region: 262-4227 (1321 amino acids)
Biological process (GO): signal transduction
Molecular function (GO): protein binding; GTPase activator activity
Source: RefSeq, a predicted model, not a curated record
AAUGAAAGACGCUUUGUGGUCGCCGCGGUGAGUGAAUGGAGGGGUGGUGGUGCCAUAUGGACUAAACUGGCUGAAUCACGGCACGAAAAUAUUGUUUUCAGUAAGUAAAGAGAAGGACGUGUAACAUUAAUGCGAAAAAUGUAAACGCCGAAUGUAAAUCAGUGGGAGUUUUGUGGACGUUUCACCCCUGGAAAAGGAUGACAACAACACAAUAGUGUUUCAGUUCCCACCCACUGGAUCUCACAGCAACCUACAACAAAGAUGAGGAUACAGGGACAGCCUGAGGGCGCAAGGAGGCGUCUGGAUUUAAAUACGGUCGGUGAGCUCAGGGGUGUGGAGGUCAUCCGUGGUCGGGCAGGAUAUGGCUUUACUAUUUCGGGACAGAGGCCGUGUUUGUUGAGUGGCAUCCUGGAGGGAAGCCCUGCUGACCUGGUGGGACUCAAACAGGGGGAUCACAUCAUGGCAAUCAAUGGGACUGACGUGUCCGCUGCUCCACACGAGACUGUGGUGCAGUUGAUUGGCAGCUGCAAAGGACCCUUGCAGUUGGUGGUGCAUGUGCACAGCCGAGUUAUGGGGAACCCCAUCCUUAAUGAUGCAAAAUUCGGGAUUAACCAAAAGGCAGGCGUUCUCCGCACUAUCUCGGACGAUUCAAGCAAUUCCUCCUUUCACUCAAGUUAUGCUGUCAUCGCCAAACAGAGGCCUGUGUCAGAGCCUGAUAUGUCGCAGUGGUCACAACAGUGGAACUCUUUAGCUGUGCAGCCAAAGGAGGAAACUUCCAGAGCGGGGGACACAGACUCUGUGUUUACAGACACGGAAGAUGCUAAUACUGACUGGAGUAUUUUAAACAUGACCUUGGUGGUGGGCUACUUGAGUUCCACAGAGCUGAUUUUAAACACUACAGAAUCAGAGGAGGACUGUUUGAAGGCCAUUCGGGAGCGAAUACGACAGCUGGGAACAGAGCAGGACACACAUACUCUGGUGAUGAUGAAGAUAAUGUUUGACUGCAUCCGACUUUGUGACGACGCAGGAGCUGUUUUGGCAGCCUUUCCUGCUGAGAACCUGGUUUUAGGGGCCGUGUGUGCUGAAGACCCUCGUUUUUUAUGCCUGGUCACUACAGCACAUAUAAUAAAUGGCCACGUACCAGAGGAUGGUCCUCUGCGAGCCUCCUGCCAUGUUUUCUUCAUCGACCCAGAGCUGGGAAUCCACGGGGACCACGUAGACAUUGCCGGACGCUUUGGCUUCGACUGCACUCCAGAUCCAGAUGCCUUGGGCUGCUUGGAAUUCCCUCAGACUCCCCCAGAUGUUCUUCAGUUUGUCACAGUCCUGUACAGUGACAUGGGUGAGGCUGUGGAGAGGCUUCGAGUCAAACUGGACAUGGAGGCUCAGCAGCAAGCCAAGGAGACUAGCAGCACUGGAAAACAAGGCAGCGCCAGCAGCAAUGGGGACAGUGGUAUUGGAAAUGCUUCCCCCCCUGAGGAGAGAGCGGACAGGGAUUUCCCUUCUGCAAUCCAAAACCACCCUGGGGCCCACCUCCCCAGCUGUCCAUGGGAUUAUCCUCCGGCUGAAGACCUCACCCCAAUAAAUCUCUCCAAGAAUGGCCAAAAACAUAAUCCGGAGAACAGUGCCAGCACACAUUCCCUUUCAGAGUCAUUACCUGGCCCUGAUUCUCUCACUAGCUUUUAUGGGGGUCCCCCACCCAAGCUCGAGUUCCAGUUUAAGCCCCCACCACCUCCUCUGCCUUUGGGGAAAAAAACAAACUUCUUCGGAGAUCCUCUUAGAGGAAGCCAAAGGUGGUUCUCCAAGCCAAAGUGGCCAAAAGCCCUCAGUAGUGAUACUGAGCGUCAGGUGACGUCCAACACCAACUGGUCCUCUAGCGCUAGCCUUGGCAACAGCACAAGUAGCCUGCCUCCCCCCAUGAGCCAGAUCCCCUCAGACAGGUACCGGUCAGCAGAGGUCGUGAUGCUCCCUCCCAGAGAGGAAUGGACCAAAAGGUUUCUUGAACAGAGAGAGAAACAGCGGAAAGAUGGUACUACCAAAAAUGGCUCCAGGUUUUGGGGUAUGGGUGUUGUCCGAGCAUCUAAGCGUCGCUCUGCCAAACGUCUCAGCCUGGCACGAUCACUGGAUGACCUUGAGUCUGCUGCUUCCUCAGAUGGUGACUACAGUGGAGUCCAGUUGCAGGGAUGCUGCAGCCAGAGCAGCCUGAACAGUAAUGGCAGUCUUCCAGGAGCAGGCAGCCAUCGAGGGGUCCUGGAGCAGCGCGUGGCCAGCUGGGCCGCCUGCUUCGAGCGGCUCCUCCAGGAUCCAGUGGGUGUGCGCUACUUCUCGGAAUUUCUCAAGAAAGAAUUCAGUGAGGAGAAUAUCUUGUUCUGGCAGGCCUGUGAAUACUUCAGUCAUGUCCCUGCAACUGAUAAAAAGCAGCUGUCCCAGAGAGCUGGGGAGAUCUACAACAGCUUCCUGUCCAGCAAGGCCACCAUGCCGGUCAACAUCGACAGCCAAGCCCAGCUGGCUGAUGACGUCCUCACCUCCCCACGGCCCGACAUGUUCAAGACACAGCAGCUACAGAUCUUCAACCUGAUGAAGUUUGACAGCUAUUCACGAUUCCUCAAGUCCUCCCUUUACCAAGAGUGUAUGCGUGCUGAGGUGGACGGCCAACCCUUACCGGACCCCUACCAGAUUCCCUGCAGUCCUGCGCCGUCGAAGCACAGUGCCAGCUCCGACCGCUCCACCCUUUCCACUCCGAAAAAGGAGUCCAGAAAGCAGAGGUCAGGGAGGUCACUGACUGAAGACGGCAGAGACGAGAGUGCCGACAAGAAACGCGGCAUCUUCUUCUCAUGGUCCCGCAACAGGAGCUUCGGGAAGGGCCCAAAGAAGAAGGACAUCGGAGACAUUAACCUCGACUACUGGGGCAGUAAUGGGCGGAGGGAGUCCCAGGGCUCCUUGUCGUCCGGUACCAGCCUGGAGAUGGCCACUUCCUGCUCUGCUGGCAAGAUCGAGUCUGAUAAUCGCCACUCAGUGGGAGUAUGGGAACGCUCCCCCAAACACUGCAGCGUCAUGCUUCCCGACGGUUCCUGCUCCUCUAUCACUCUCCGGCCCGGUGCCUCCAUAAGGGAAGUCCUCCAACAUCUCUGUCAAAACAUCAACGUCAACAUCGCUGCUGUCGACCUCUUCCUGGUGGGAGGGGAGAAGCCUUUGGUGUUGGACCAAGACUGCCUGACCCUCAGCUCACGAGACUUGAGACUGGAGAAGCGGACCUUGUUUAGAUUGGACCUGGUACCUAUUAACCGCUCUGUGGGGCUGAAAGCCAAACCUACCAAACCUGUCACUGAGGUCCUGCGCCCCGUGGUGGCCAAGUAUGGCCUCCACCUCAGCGAUCUUGUGGCCAAAAUAAGCGGAGAAACUGAGCCUUUGGACCUGGGUGCCCCCAUAUCGAGUUUGGAUGGCCUCCGAGUUGUGUUGGAGCGCGCAGACCCAUCUUCAGGCAAAGACAAAUCCAAGUCUUCCUCCUUAAAAGGCCACCCUCCAACCAGGAGUUUUUCUGCGACAGGAGAUGAGAGGUCAACACCAAAGGACUUUUCUGUGAGAGCAAGUGGACCAGACUCAGCACUCCCAGGGGAAAAGAGAAAACAGAAAAAGAUAAAUAUAGAUGAAGCUGAAGAAUUCUUUGAGCUGCUGAGCCGGGCACAGAGCACCAGAGCCAACGACCAGCGCGGACUCCUGAACAAAGAACACCUGGUGCUUCCCGACUUCCUGCGCCUAACCCCACCCGACGUGUCCAGCUCCACUCCUGAUUCCCUGAGACAGACCCGGGAAAAUGGCGUCCCCUCGCGAGGGGCCCUCACCUCCAGCCUACGUUCGGAGAGCCUUGACUCCUCCCUCAGCUCCAGUGCUAAUGGACACUCCGGGGCCAGGCGGUGCUUGUUGCCCCCUCCCCGCCACCCAACAUUUGGCACCCACCUGUCCCCCAUCUCCCGGCCCAUAGACACCCGGCCAAACCUCCGCACCGUGGAGGAAGACACCCACACCGACCUGACCCUGGUGGGGGAGGGCGACAUCAGCAGCCCCAACAGCACCCUGAUGCCUUCAUUACCGUCCCCCAUGCUGUCCUUCGAGAGCAGCAUGCCUGAAGCCAACUUCACCCCGCCACCACCCUGCUCCCAGUCUCAAGACAAAGGUGGAGAGAAAAAGUCCAGCUCAGUCAUGGUCAGAGGUUACAUGCUCAGGUUUUAGGCCCAGAGGAGAUGAUGAAAGGAUUCCUGGAAGUAAAUUGGACAUCUACCCAGUGGCCAGGCUAUCUCCAAAAACUGCUCUGCAAUGACCCCGUUUCAGCAGCACACCUGGGGAGACCAUAUGGCUCAGUUUGCUUUCAGACCUGCUUCACUUUCUUCCUUCUCGUGCCUCUGUGUCAGCUCUCAAAGCUGGCCGCUGCUGACCCCGGGCCAGCCUUAUCAUCCAUCUGGCGGUCAGAGGAGGACUCGACGCAGAUCUUUGGCAAUCAUCCCUCCUUGAGGGCUGUAAGCUGGGUCCGUUCCAGCCUGGCUGGUCUGUCUCAGCUCUCUGACUGCUGCCAUGGCUGUGGAAAAGCCUUGCCACAGGAGGCAUGGUUAUGUUAAACCAUGGCUAUGUCAAGACAUAGUUUUUACAUGUCAAGUCAGCACGCUUGUACAUUGAAAACAUGUAUGAAAAAGUUGUAUGGCUAAAUAAUGACUUGAAGAUGUACAAAUACAUUGUAAUAAAAAGAUGGCAUUGGAGCUUUUUCCUCCUUCUAAAUAUGUAUGAAUAAGCACAAUCAGGCAUUUUGAACUAUAUCAACAUGGUCAUUCAUUGUAAGAAAGCUUAAAGCCUUUUACGUUUUUGUAUUGUCUCCUCUCAGUAGCAACAUCUUAGAUUGCCCUGUGACGGAUUGGAAACCUGUCACGGGUCUUCCCAUGACAUUUGAAUGGGAAAUGGCCUAUAGCGUUACUGGUGGACCCUUAACAGUAAUAAGUGGGUAUAGAGCAGUGUUCCAACUCUUUUGGCUUCUGACUGGAGCUGAAUUGAUUAGUCUAUUGAUUGAAUUGAUUUUCUGGGCUUUAGACAGUUGGUUGGACAAAAUUAGACUUGUAAAGACGUCACCUAGCGCUCUGGGAAAUUUUGAUUUUCCACAAUAUAUUGAUCGAAAAAAUUAUUGACAGCUUCAUCGAUAAUGAAAAUAGGUUGCUGUCCUACUUGUGACCCUUUACAAAUAAGCAACUUUAACUUGCCAAGCCAAGGUUAUUAUUUAGUUAUGACCAACUGAGGCGUAAAAUUAUUUUUUAGCAUCACACAUUGUUUUUUUGUCCACAAUACAAUUUGUAAGCCUGAAGAGGUAAAACUAUCCAGUAUUAACAGUAUAAAGUCAUUUUAGAUGAUAAAGGAUUUUGCCUAAAUUGCUUAUAAUCCCAUGACCAUUAACAUUUACAUUUAUUCAUUUAGCUGAUGCUUUUAUCCAAAGCGACUUACAAUUGCUUAGUAUGUCAGAGGUCGCACGCCAUUGGAGAAACUAGGGGUUAAUUGUCUUGCUCAGGGGCACAUUGGUGGAUGUGUCACAGUGGGGCACUCAACCUUAUUUUUAUUGAAUUGUCUUGUCCACUGCACCACUACCACCCUUAACAUCUAUCUUGUGACUCCUUGGGGGCUCCUGAUCCCUAUGUCGGGAUAGAGAGAGGAAUAGGAGAUGGAUGGAUAGAUGAAUAAAUGUAAAAAUGUUCUAAAAUUCAACAAACCUCAAUUCAUCAAAAUGCGUCAUGUAGCAGCCAGCUCUACAUACCAGCAUCAAUACAUCACAUCCUGCGGAAAAACCUGUGACGGAGUUUUGUGUUUAUGUAGCAUCAGUUAUAUCAAAUUUUAAUCAAUUUCAUACCUAACACAAGUCAGUAUUGUGUCCUUGGACUUCAGGCAAGAUUACAGUUGUUGGAAAGUCUUUGAAGCUGUUUCGUGUUCACCUUUGUGUUUCAAGUAAUUCCAUAGUCGUGUUGCUGUGGGGUCUGUGUACGGUCAGCUGUUGGAGCUCACAGGCUGUUUACAUCUGUACUGAGAAGCAGUGAAUCACAGUCAGCAGAGAUAGGAGAGUCUCUGUGUUGAAGUGCUGUGUUUGAGUCACCCGGGCCUCUGUGUUUAGAGUCGGCAAGGCCACAGAGUUCACAUAAGAAGUGGAGAGUUUAUCAGUCAUCAUACCCUUAAUGCCAGCAUCCGAAAAAACUUUUAGAGCACAGGAGUACACACAGUUGAAGACAGGGGAAUUUUGGAGUCCCCCCACCCAACACACCCUCUUUAAAUGUGAUUUCAGUGUUUAUUAACUUGUGUUCAGGGCUGUCUGAUGAGGUAACGCAGCCCUGAAUCUGAAAUGAAGUACAACUGGUAAUACGGAAACAUAUGUGACAACAAUGAAAUUAAAGUGUAUAUUUUAUCCUAGUCCAAUUUCA